This is a messenger RNA of Xiphias gladius (swordfish), 2199 nucleotides long. RefSeq names its product fibronectin leucine rich transmembrane protein 1b (gene flrt1b). The transcript has a single exon. The record is from RefSeq and is a predicted model, not a curated record. Gene Ontology annotation, molecular function: protein binding. The coding region runs from base 1 to 2199 and encodes 732 amino acids. NCBI's taxonomy places the organism in Eukaryota, Metazoa, Chordata, Actinopteri, Istiophoriformes, Xiphiidae.
AUGGCAGCUGAGAGUCUUGCUGAGCUCCGGGAUUGGCUUUUUCUGCUUCUCCUGUGCCUCACCUUAUUGGCUGAGGUGCUGGAACUGGCGGCAGCGGCAAUUGCCAUGGAGACGGGCGAGGGAGAUGAGGGCAUUGUUUGUCCCUCAGUCUGCCGCUGUGAUGAGGGUUUUGUCUACUGCAACGACCGUGGCCUCAGCAUAAUUCCUCCACUACCGUUAACGGCUGCCAUCCUCUACUUGCAGAGCAACCGGCUGAGUAACGCCGGGCUGCCUCCGUCACUGGAACGCAGCACUUCUAUACGAGUGAUUUACUUGUAUGCCAACCAGUUGGAUGAAUUCCCUAUACAUCUGCCGCCUUCGUUACGGGAGCUCCAUUUGCAGGAUAAUAAUAUACGAACGUUACCGCGGUCAGCUCUGGCCAAAUUACCAUUACUAGAACGUUUACACCUGGAUGAUAACUCUAUAUCUACAGUUAGCAUCCAGGAGAGAGCUUUUUCUGGGACUCCACGGCUUCGACUGCUGUUUCUGUCUCGGAACCACCUGUCAAGCAUCCCUGCAGGCUUGCCAGCUUCCUUGGAAGAGUUGCGACUAGACGACAAUAGAAUUAGCACCAUCCCCACACAUGCCUUCCGGGGGCUCGCCUCACUGCGACGUUUGGUCCUGGAUGGGAACCUGUUGGCCAACACACGCAUUGCAGACGACACCUUUUCCCGUCUCUCCAACCUGACUGAGCUGUCACUUGUGAGGAAUGCCCUGCAGUCACCACCUGUCAACCUGCCAUCAGCUCACCUAAUACGACUCCAUUUGCAAGACAAUGGAAUGACCCACAUACCAAGGGGGGCGCUGGAUGGGAUGCGGCGGCUACAGAGGCUGGACCUGUCAGGGAACAAUCUGACCACUCUCCCCCGAGGACUUCUGAAGGACACAGAAAGCCUGGAGAUGUUACUGUUGCGGGGAAACCCCUGGUACUGCGGCUGCAACCUUCGCUGGCUCCAUGCCUGGCUGCACGGCCGGGGGGCAGCAGUGACAGUCAGAGGUCUGACCUGUCAGGGGCCUGAGCCUGUAAGGGGCCAGACCCUGAGAGACCUAACCUCCCUGAUUGAGCAGUGUGAAGGCUCCCCUGCUGGUCCAAGUACUGGACUCGGAGUGAACCCAGCAGAAAAAGAAGGAGGAGGUGAAGAUGGUGUUGGAGGGGGCCAAGCAGUGGCUUCAGUCCCCCAUGGCAGCACCACCACUACCUCUCUGUUGGUCCCCACACAGGGUUCCCUCUUUACCCUGCGAGCCAAGCGGCCAGGCCUUGUUAUGCCUCUGCCUCCCAGUGAAGGGGGACAGGUAUCUGGAGAGGCCUUGGAGCUGACUGUAAAACCUCUCUCUUCGGACAGUGUACUGGUCAGUUGGCUGUGCCCACAGCCGGCACCCUCCUUUCGCUUGUCAUGGCUGAGGUUGGGUAGCAGUGCAGCUCUUGGUUCAAUAACAGAGACUUUGGUUCCUGGAGAGAGAAGACAGUACCUCCUUACCCAGCUCACCCCACGCUCACAUUACCUCAUCUGCCUGCUGCCACUACGACAGGAGCCCUCCUUUGGGGGUUCUAGCAUGGGUUCAUCUCGAGCUGGCAGCAUGGACACGGACAAUAAAGACUUGGCUCCGGCCUGUGCUCAGAUAGAGACUGGAGAAGCUCUGGUCAGCUCAGGAGGGGAGGGGUCAGAUAAAGAUGGACAGGACUCAGAGCUAACAGCCCUGCCAUUGGCUGGGAUCAUAGGGGGUGCCACAGCAUUGGUAAGCCUAUUGUUAAUAUUUGGCAUCUUCUGCUGGUAUGGACAGAGAGCAGGUUACAUGUCCGGGGACUCAGGCUCAUACAGCAGAGGCCGGGGUGGAAAACAUUUUGAUGACUAUGUAGAGUCAGGCACCAAGAAAGACACUUCCAUCUUAGAGAUCAGGGCCCCUCCUGCAGGGUUUCAGAUGACAGCUAUGGCCCAUCAGCCACUUCAGCCGAAGCUGGAGGAUGUCACCUACAUCCACACCAUUUUCCCCUCCUCUUCCUCUUCCUCCCAAGCUAACGGGACCUACCGGAGCACCCAUGGAGCUGGCAGCCUCAACGGCACCAUCCUCAGCCAAACCAGCCACCAUCAUGUCACUUAUGGUACCAACCGUGGCUACAGAGAGGGUGGCAUCCCCGACAUAGAUUAUGCCUACACGUGA